Messenger RNA from Spodoptera litura, 3085 nucleotides. The record is from RefSeq and is a predicted model, not a curated record. Lineage: Eukaryota; Metazoa; Arthropoda; Insecta; Lepidoptera; Noctuidae.
GCGCACUAGCGCGACAUUCGUUGACGUUUGACGUUCGAUAUUCAAAUUCUCCCAGUCGAUAGUGCAGUGCUCCCAGUUCUGUGUUUGUGUAUAUCUACUCUUUAUUUAAAUAAUAGAGGGCUAGAUUCUGUUAUGAACAGUUCUGUGCAUAAUUUGUGAAGGAUUUAUGUUAUUGCUUCGCGCGAAUCUGUAAUUGGAUUAGAAGCACGCUGAUCAGAUGGCGCAGUAAGGCAACGACUGACAUCCCCUACAAAUGCUAAUCAACCUAAUGGAAGGCGACACGAUAACCACGAACACUCUCAUCUCGUCGAUAAAAAAAUUCAACACCGAUGGCAAACAACACGGCACUAUAAAGGCUUUACUGAAAAACUUCAUCCUACCUGAAACAGAGAUGGCUAUCAAAGAAAAUCAAAGUAACAGCAACAAAUGUAUUUAUUCAGUACCUGCUAAACCGCCUCUGCCUACAUUUACGGAAAGAAUGAAGUCCCUACAAGACGCGAAACAGGCGUUUUUAAAUUCAACCGUCAGUUCUACUACACCACCUAGUCAUGAAACUAGCAAAGAAAAUCACACCGUACACUACGCACAGAUAGCUAUAACCACAGACAGUGAAGAUACCAGGAGCACAGGUGGAGGCAAAAACAUGAAACAUUCAUGCGCCACCAACAACAAAGAAUACAGCAUUCCAAUUAAUGUAUCUCCGAGUAUUAAGAAAACAGUGGAACAGCAUCAAAGAAAAGUUAGCUUUAAGAUUAAAAACGCCACGACAUCACACAAACGACCACCGUUAGCCAAAACAAUGACGAUAACAAGCAGUAAAGUUGCAGAACUCACAAAGAAAUUCAACAACUUACAAACUGACACACACAAUGUUGCCUCGCCGAAACAGUCUAAACUAGUAAAGACCUUAGAAGAAUUGCAGUCAGCGUCACGAUGUUCCGCCAGCAACAGUUCCACACCCUCAUCAACGCUCAGUUCAAGUCCAAAUAUAAAAAUAGUACUACGACAAAGGCGGAGCUCGAAAAAGCGCCACAACAGAAAAAGAUGUUCAAGCAUGGAUUCAAUGGAAGACUUAAUGAUUGCAGAUAGUUCAAAUAAAAUUCGUGUUAUCCGUUCUAAAUCUGAUGGUACCAAAAUGGCAAAAGCUUCAAAGAAGCGUUUAAAGUACCAAGAUUCAAGUGAACAACCGAGUGGAUCUGAUUCUGUUGAUGGCAGUCCAGUCAAAAUUAAAGAAGUGGAAUCAAAGAAAGUAAUCAAAGAAAAUAUCAAACCGGCGCAAAGUAAUGCAGUUAAGAACGUCAUCAAAAAGUUUGAAUGUGAAAUAACAGCUCAAUCUAAUUCAAACAAUACGCUAAGAAAGCAACCUGAUAAAAUUAAGAGUACAACACCAUUAAAGGAAAAACCGAAAGUACCUGAAAAGAAAUCAUCACUAGUGUUAACCAAAAAUCUUGUAGUAAAAGACGGAAUUCCAAAAAUUAAAACAAUCAAACCUGUAACAAAUGAAUUAGUAAAACUAGAUAAUAAAACAGACCAAAGUGAACGUGAAAUCAGUAAAAAGAAAGAGCCUUUGUAUGAUCGCAAAAGGUAUAAAACAAAUUAUAUCCACUCCGAGAAAUUACCUUUAAAGGUUGUUGAAAUAAUACCUGAAGAUAUUCACGAAAACAGUAUAGUAACAGAUACUGUGAGUAAUGAUCAGAAAGAAGAUUCAGUUCCAUCUAUAAACGUUCUAGGACCUAGUGAAGAUGAAAAGAUUUAUCAAGAAAUUAAUUCACCUAUAACACCCAACGAAUCAUUUCUGUGGCGCCGGAAAAGCAGUACACAAAUAUAUUCAGACUCAGAAAAAUCAGAUAACUCAUACAGUUUUGUUAGUGUUUCAGCAAAUGGUACAACCAUAACUUGUUCAGAUGAACCACACGAAAUUAUACCAGAAUCUCAAGUUGAAACGAACGAAUCUCGAAUAAUUAUCUCAACACAUGAGCAGAAACCUGAAACUAACAUGGACUUUGAAAGCAAUCUCGUUGAAGCCUGCAACAAAGAAAUUAUCAUCGGCUAUACAUCGAAACCAAAACAAGAAGAAUUAGAGGAUUAUUACGAACCUCUAGAACCGAGAGACGAAGAAAAUGUCGUGAUCAUUCCAAUAAAAAAUGUAGAUAGAUCUUCUAAAAUAAAUUGUCCUUUACCGGAAAUUCCUAAGACCGAAAAUGAUAAACAUGAAGAAGAUAAGUGUACAGACAAAGAAAACAUUUACCAAUGUUUACUUGAAAUGAGAUCACAUCCUGAAGGUGAUGAGAGUUGUCUACAUAACUAUGAACUAUGUGAAAACGAACUUGAGGAGAGAACAAGAGGCGAUGGUGAUAGUGACGAUGGGUAUGAAUACUGCAAGUCUCCCAUUAAACCAUAUUGUGUAACUUCAAGCUCUGGUAUCCAAAUAGCUGAGGGUUAUCAACCAAGCAAAAACUACGCAAUUUCAAAGUCGGUGAGUGGCACGUCUACUGUCAGCUAUGAAAAAAUAGGAUCAGAGAGGAUUUACGAGAAAAUUCCUGCUCGACCGCCGAAGUCAAAAGACAGUAGUCCCACGUAUAGUAGUCGACAUUCCUUUAUUUCCGACUACACGGUGUAUAACGAGAACGAAAAUAUAUAUGACACGAUAAAACAUGGCGACGCGGCGUCGCUGUCGCAUUGUUACGAGAGCAUACCUAACAGCCCGAGUAUGGUAAAGCUUAGGGGUAUGAAGAAGCAGGUACCCUCGAACGUACAGAAGCGUCUCUCGUUUGACACGGUGUCGAAUAUCAGCCAGUCAACGAUGUCUAGUGAGCAGAAGACUAACAGCCUGUAUGGCCAGAGGUCGGUGAUCAGCUACAACGGACAGGAGAUCGCGUUCCAAGUCCCAAGCAGCGAAACCAGUGUCAGUGACAGAAGCGAUCGCAGCGACGACUGGGUAGAUGUAUCGGACGAAGAAAAAAAUGAACAAAAAAUCAUUAUCGUACGCGAAAGAAGUCGGGGCAGGAAGAGCCCAAUCAGCUGGUCGCAGAAAGUCAGACAUCAGUGGCAGAAAUCACCAAAACCCAGCAGUAAUGAAGGUUAG